Messenger RNA from Talaromyces proteolyticus, 465 nucleotides. RefSeq names its product putative RNA polymerase II transcriptional coactivator. Bases 1 to 465 code for a protein of 154 amino acids. The transcript has 2 exons. Gene Ontology annotation, biological process: positive regulation of transcription initiation by RNA polymerase II. The record is from RefSeq and is a predicted model, not a curated record. NCBI's taxonomy places the organism in Eukaryota, Fungi, Ascomycota, Eurotiomycetes, Eurotiales, Trichocomaceae. Gene Ontology annotation, molecular function: DNA binding; transcription coactivator activity.
AUGUCUUCUAAAUCGAAGAAGCGCUCAAAUGACUACCAGUCCGAUGGUGGCUUUGUCGUGAGCGACGACAAUGAUCAGAAAAGCCGCUCGAAACGAGUCAAGACAUCGUCUAAAAAGACCGACUCCAAUGGAGAUACGUACUGGGAGAUCUCAAACCUUCGUCGUGUCACCGUGUCGACCUUCAAAGGUAAAACAUUGGUACAUGUUAGAGAAUAUUAUGAGAAGGAUGGCCAAGAACUCCCGGGAAAGAAGGGCAUAUCUUUGCCAAUUGAACAAUUUUCCGCUUUAAUCUCUCAUUUACCAGAAAUUGAAGAAGCACUAUCUCAGAAAGGCAUCACAAUUCCUCGACCGCCCUACAAUGGCCUUGCUGAGGAUGGGAAUGAAGAUGACGAGCCUAUCCAGCCUAUAUCAAGUGGCAAAAAGAACAUUGAUGUCACAAGUGACGAGGAAGAGGAAGAAGACUGA